AUGGGCCAGAACUGUUGCCCGAGCCCAACUCAGUAUGAUUAUGCAGAGCUUCUGCCAAUGUCUGUACUCAAGCAGAACUGCAGAAGAGCGAUUGGGCAGAACAAACCUGUUCAGCACAUACAUGAGAACAACAUUGCUGCUGAUCUUUGUCCUUCUCACACUAAAUUUUCUGAGAUAUUGGAAAGGAGCAAUUCUGGUUGA
Prunus armeniaca (apricot) is the source of this 201-nucleotide messenger RNA. Lineage: Eukaryota; Viridiplantae; Streptophyta; Magnoliopsida; Rosales; Rosaceae. The record is from the annotation of a GenBank genome assembly.